This is a messenger RNA of Amphibalanus amphitrite, 3212 nucleotides long. Its product is annotated as transmembrane protein 87A-like. Lineage: Eukaryota; Metazoa; Arthropoda; Thecostraca; Balanomorpha; Balanidae. Gene Ontology annotation, biological process: retrograde transport, endosome to Golgi. Gene Ontology annotation, cellular component: Golgi apparatus; membrane. Bases 208 to 2076 code for a protein of 622 amino acids. The record is from RefSeq and is a predicted model, not a curated record. The transcript is spliced from 13 exons.
UAUUCUUGUUUAUGUCCAGUCCACACUCCUUGCUAAUUGCUGUCAGUCUAUUUAAUAUUUAAAGAGGGCCGACUACAGGAACGGGAAGGCAUCCCAUUUCAGAGUAGGUAUCAAGUUAAACAUGAUCGCCUAAGAAUGCACUAGCACUAAUUGUGAUACCAAGUCCAUUGCAUUGUGUUAACUCUGUGUUGAAAAUUGAGCAUCAAGAUGAAGGAAUCCAAGCACAAAGGCUUCAUUCUGCUGUGCCUAUUGUGCUUAAGUGCUGCUUUGGUUGAGUCAUUACCAGACCAGGGCAUUUGGGAUUUCUCUAUAACUCAGCCUGAUGAGUAUGUGGGUGUCUCGAAGAGUCUGUACAAGGGUUCAGACAUCAUUAUUAAAGUAACGUGUGGCUCCGAUCACACCAAUAUCUCGGUCGGAUGGAUGAUACGACAAACACCCUGCUGGAACGAAUACCUCGCCCUGGAAAAUCAGGCCGGGAGGAACAGCAACCUGUCGUACAUAUACGACAACCCGCAGUACCUGCCGAGCGCCGUGCCGCAGCCCUACUACAACAGCACCUGGUUCUACGUGUACCCCGAGAGACCCUUCGCCUGCGACGCCGUCGUUCUGCCGGAGGUUAGAAUCAACCCCGAUGACGGAACUGUGUCUAUCCCGGCGACGUCCGCGGACAGCGAUACCGGGGAUGCCCCCAGCACGAAAGGCAACUCCGGAGACGGGGACCAGAGCUCUGCAGCAGCCAGGGGCGGGGACCAGAGUGCUGCAGGGACCAGCGGAGGUAACCAGAAAUCUGCAGCGGCCAGCGCCGGUGACCAGAGCGCUAAACCGGCCGGGGACAGCGGCCGAGACGGGAAUAACCAGAAGCCGACCAAGAAAGCCGCGCGCGUGCAGCGGGCGGCGGCUUCUGGCGGCUCGCCGGCCCACCGUCAGAUGCAGGCUCCGGCUGACGGCAUCUUCCUACUGGUGGUACAUGUGACCAGUCUGGAGCCGCGCCUGCCGCCCACCCCGCUCAACGUCACCGUCCAUAUAGAGAUGAAGGCCGACUAUGGCUACCUGUCGGCCGCCGACUGGCCCAACCUGCCGUUUUACUCGGUGAUGUGCGCCGUGUACGUGCUGUACGGUCUCGGCUGGCUGGUCGUCUGCGCCAGGCAGUGGAGGGAGCUGCUGCGCAUCCAGUUCUGGAUCGGAGGCGUCAUCGCCAUGGGCAUGCUGGAAAAGGCCGUGUUUCUGGCCGAGUACGAGUCGGUGAACCGAACCGGCCACAGCGUCUGGGGCGCCGUAGUGUUCGCAGAGCUCGUCUCCUGCGCCAAGCGCGCCCUCGCCAGAAUGCUGGUCAUCAUCGUCUCGCUCGGCUUCGGAAUUACAAAACCGCGGCUGGGCCCGCUGCUGCACCGGAUCAUGGCGGUGGGCCUGCUGUUCUUCAUGUUCGCCUCGAUCGAGAGCUGCACGCGCGCGCUGCGUCCCAAGAACGACCUGUCGGGCGGCACGCUGGGCACUUCUGUGGUGCUGGCGCUGCUGGACUCGGGCAUCUGCUGGUGGGUGUUCAGCGCUCUGCUCAACACCACCCGCACACUCAGACUCAGGAGGAACGAGGUGAAGCUGACGCUGUACCGCCACUUCACCAACACGCUGAUCCUGGCCGUGCUAGCCUCGGUCGGCUUCAUGGUCUGGAUGGUGAGGUUCCACCGCACGGCCGGCUGCCUGCGCCAGUGGAAGAACCUGUGGGCCGACGAGGCCUGCUGGCACGUCCUCUUCUCCAUCAUCCUGCUGGUCAUCAUGCUGCUCUGGAGGCCGACCAACAACAACCAGAGGUACGCAUUCACACCUCUGCUGGACGCCGGGGACGAGGACGAAGAAGACGAGCUGUUCAGGUCGGACGCCUACCACGACCUCAAGAUGCGCUCCCGAGGACAGAGCUCGCCGGGCGACUCGCACAACCGGCGCUCGCGCAACAACUCGGACGACGACCUUAAAUGGGUCGAGGACAACAUCCCCGCCUCCAUGGAGCCCGCCCUGCCCGCCAUGGACUCGGACGAGGAAGUGAUGCAGGCCAAGUUCGAAAUCAGUAAGAUGCAGUGAUCCCCCGCGUGUGCCGGCCGCUCGCAUUAACCCACCAGGCGGGGACCGGCUGCAGUAAUUGUGCUGUAUAUUCUUCCUCUGCGGUGAAGAGGGUUGAGCGCACGGAAGUGAGGUGCGUGCGAGGGUCCGAGUGGGCUGUGCGGGCGGUGGUUAGGUCGGGUAAGAGAGAGAGAGAGAGAGAGAGAGAGAGAGAGAGAGAGAGAGAGAGAGAGAGAGAGAGACGUACUGCCGGUGUUGAAUGGGGUAUCCUUCCCGAACGGGUCGGAAAGAUGGGUGAUCCUUUGGAGUGUCGCCCCAAAUGAGACGUUUCCUUCAGUGUCGUCUUAUAUAUGAGACUUAUGGGACGAGAGACUUCGUGAGGCACGGGGCAGUGUGGAGGGAGAUACUGGAUUUUCCAAAUGGGACAGCGAAGCCCGGAGGGUCAGCGACACUGAACGAUAUGCUUUGAGCACGGGAUCCACACCACCAGACUGUCUGUAUAAAGACAUCGGCACGGACCCUACGGAACCAUAACGGACGGUCAGUGACAGUGGACGAUAUGGCUGGAGCGCCGGACGAUCCGUAUGAGAUACGAGAGUCCGAGACACCGAAUGAGACACCGGGCUGUCACUAUCAGAGAUCGGUACGCUCCUUAUGGAAUAAGAGAGGGUCGGUGACACGGACGAUAUGUUUGGGACACCUGACGGCCCGUAUGAGGCAUUUGACGGUCCAUAUGGGACACUGACUGUCCUGAUGAGGCAUCGGACGUCGAUAUCAAACAUUUGACAGUCCGUACGUGAGCUCGGACGAUCUGUUUUGGACAGCGAACGAUCGAUGAUAGCCAAUGAGGCUCUGGACAUGACGAUCGUGAUGUGGGACGAAUUUCGAGGGCGUGACGUUGAUUUUCAUCUGCGUUGUCUGUGUUGUGACGUUAUUAUUUAAUUGCUGCUGCACUGGUGUACCUUGGUAUGGCAAUGUUAUCUUCGUAUCAAGUGUUUGUUGCUUUCAGAAGAGGUGCGUUGGAGAAUAUGCUAAUGCUAUCUGGACGCUUUCCCUCAGGCUUUGUGGAAAAUCGCGUUUGGGUUGCUAGAUUCGUGAAACAUUUUAUUAAUGUUCGAGAUAGCUGUUCGUUUGACACAAUAUAAUAAUCUUAUAUA